Vombatus ursinus (common wombat) is the source of this 3654-nucleotide messenger RNA. It is a transcript of the gene VSIG10, whose product is annotated as V-set and immunoglobulin domain containing 10. Gene Ontology annotation, molecular function: cell adhesion molecule binding. The transcript has 9 exons. Gene Ontology annotation, biological process: cell-cell adhesion. NCBI's taxonomy places the organism in Eukaryota, Metazoa, Chordata, Mammalia, Diprotodontia, Vombatidae. Gene Ontology annotation, cellular component: cell-cell junction. The coding region runs from base 89 to 1714 and encodes 541 amino acids. The record is from RefSeq and is a predicted model, not a curated record.
UGCCCGUGUGCUCCGCUGGGCGCUGCCCUCUGUGACCCGGCAGCCCUAGACCGGCUGAAGCUGCUGCUACGGCGCCAAAGAGAUCAAGAUGACGGGAGGCAGGGCGCCCACACCUCUCCUCCUCCUCCUCCUCCUCCUCCUCUGCGAGCUGUCGUUGGCCAGCCGCGUCCCUCCAGAAACCAAAGCUGUAUUUAUUGGAGAAGAACUAGAGAACAUUACCAUACCUUGUAGCAAUACCUCAGUCUCCAGGGGCCUGGUGAGCUGGUAUAGGAACGAGCCUGAGGCUACCUUCCUCCUUUCUUCUGAAACAACCCUUCCAUCUGAAUCUCACUACUCCCUAGUGAAUGCCAGUUCCCUGCAUAUCACAGGGCUGGGCCUACAGGAUGAGGGGAACUACACCUGUCGGGAAGUCCUGAAUGAGACCCUGGGAGACCACCUGGAACACAGGGUCCAACUGCUGGUGGCCAGUGGCCCCACCCAGAUCGACAUCAACAUCUCUCCGACUGGAAUCCACCCAAAUGGUUCCCUCUUUGUCGCCAGGGGCUCCCAGGUGACCUUCAACUGCAGCAGCAGCUCCUACCCACCGGCCGUGGUGGAGUGGUCCUUCCAGCAGUCAGGGUCCAGCAGUGAGCCCUUUGGGGUCAACAAUGAGACCUUCAGCUACUUUGUGCUCCACAACAUGUCGCCCACACUUCAGGGGAAUUACACGUGUUUGGCCACAAACACGCUCAGCAAGAGAGUUCAGAAAGAGACCUCUGAGCUCCUGGUGUAUUAUCCACCUUGGUCAGCCCCGCAGUGCUGGGCAGAGACGGCCGCCAUGGGGUCCAUGCUACAGCUCAUCUGCCGAUGGUCUGGCGGGUAUCCAGAUCCCGUCUUCCUGUGGACAGAAGAGCCAGGAAACUUGAUCUUGGGCAAUUCAAGCUUGGGUGUAGAGACACUCAAUCGGUCCCAGUUGUCUGACGGCAAGAAGUUCAAGUGUAUCGGGAAUCAUAUCGUGGGGUCGGGAAUGACGGGAGCCAACUGUGUGGUCCAGAUAAAUGGGCCCACCCUUCAGUCCGAGCCAAUGAAGACCUGCUUCCUGGGAGGCAAUGUGACCCUCACCUGCGAGGUGUCUGGAGCCAACCCUGCAGCCAAGAUCUCCUGGCUGCGGAAUCUCAGCCAGUCAGGGGAGGAGAUCCUGCCCAGUCCACAUUACCUGAUAAUGCACAAGGACUCAGUCUCCACCCUCACCAUCCUCAACUGUUCCCAGGGGGUGGAUGAAGGCUACUAUGUCUGCAGGGCAGAGAACCCAGUGCGGGUGAGAGAGGUGGACAUCUGGCUGACUGUGAAAAAACCUUUGAACAUCGGGGGCAUCGUGGGAGCAGUUGUGAUCUUGCUUCUGUUGGGAAUGGGGACAGUCUCAGGUUUUAUAUUGUAUUACAGUCCAAAUAUCUGCCUGAAAGUAGGAAACAGCCUCAGGGAUCAAGACACAAAUGACGUCAUGGUCCUGGUGGAUUCACAGGAUGAGGAGGAGGAGGAAGAGGCAGAAGAAGAGGAAGAAAGAGAGGAGGGAGAAUUGCCAAAAGAGACGAGCAGACACGGCCACGUACACCGGGUGACUGCCCUGGUGAAUGGCGAUGUGGAGCGCAUGGGGAACGGUCCCCAGGCCCUCCAGGAUGACAGUAGAGAAACCCAGAGCGACAUUUUCCAGGAAGAAUGUGACCGACCUGUUUGAUUGAAAUUCAUCUUUUCCUUUAUGUUCCUGGAGCACCCUCAGAGGAUGCUUGGUUGGAGUUUAGCUUUCCAGACGCCCUAAAGCAAUAUCCCAACCUGGGCUCUGAGAUCUCUCACUUUGGCAAUGGUUUGGGCCCCUCAGCAAAGAUCCCACCUCCCCUUCUGCUCUUUUCUCCCUAAUUAGCUUGAUUUGGGGUCGGCUCCCUCAAGGAUGCUAAAGAGCCGUAGGGACAGGCAAACACUUGGGAGGAAGCCUUAGACGUGGCAUUUGGUUUCCAAAGUGCAACUUUCCCGGGGAAUCUUGACUCCAUCCAGAUGUCCCCACUUCCUUGAGAGCACAAGUGAAAUGUCUUUCCUUAGCAAGAGGAAGAUGAUCGAAGGUUUGCCAGCAGCUCAUGCCAGUGUACAGAGAAGAGUGUUCUGGGAUCCCAGGGCAAGCACCUAAAAUGACCCAGGCAAUAAUCCCUUUGUCACUAUCCAAGGAAGGUAUAGGUGGGCCAGAUUUCCAGGCAAAUGUCCACUGACUGAAAAAAAGGGCAGGAUUUGCCAGAAACUAUUAUAUCUGGGGGGGGACCUUUCUCACCUUGGUGGGAAGUUAGGUCAACUAAAAGUUGCAGUCUCUCAGUGAGUGAGAGCAUUGCUGGCAUUUGAAGAAGGAGAUGUGGAUUAUUAGAAUGGAAGAGCACUGGACCUGGAAGGCCACAACCUGUGUAUCCUUGGGCCUAUCACCUCUCUGGGCCUCAGUUUCUUCAUCUGGAAAAUGAUAGAGUGGAUGACUUCUAAGGGCUCUUCUAAAGCCCCACAGGCUCUAUGGAUCCUGUGAUCGUUCAUAACUUUUCCGGGUCCAUAGAUGAGCCAUAAUUCUUUUUGGAGAGGUGGGAGGUUAAUGAGAUAACAAGGAGAUGCUUUUAUUGUAACCAGAAUGUAUAGGGAAAUGCUCCACAGGGAACAGGAAAAGUGUAAUUAGGUGAGCCUCUACUUUUUCUGCUCCCUUAGCCAUUGAUAUGAAAGUCAUUGAUACAAAAGUAAGAACCCCAUAUAGUUUGCCAUGGAACAAGUAGAAAUCUGGACUGGUUCUCAACUUUCUCACUCGGCUCUGGUGACCAUGAUUGAGUCAUGGCCAUUCUUGACCUGGUCUUCUGCAUCUCUGAAAUGGGGAUGAGAAAACAUCUUUUCUGCUUGCCCCAAGGGGCUACUAGGAAGCUAGCCCCAUUGGAUAACUAUGAAAUGGAAGGAAAAUGCUAUGGAAUAAUGACAAGUGGGAGACUCUAGUGAGCUGCCAUUGUUUUUUUUCCACAAGGCCUUCAGUGAGUGCAAUCCUCAAGCCUUUUACAUGAUGGUGAUAGAGGAUGUAAGGGCUUGUGCUAGGCACUGCACUUGUUUUCCACGUGUACAGAUCUGCUCAAGAUGGGGCUGGGAUGCACUCUGGGACUUGGAAGGUCUGGGUUCUUAUCUUGCUUCAGAUAUUCACUUUCUGUGUGAGCAUGAGCAAAUCACUUCACUUCUCUGAGACUCAGUUUCCUUAUCUGUAAAAUGGAGAUAGAAUACCUGUAACACCUACCUCACAGGGCUGUCAUGAGGCUCCAAUGAGGUCAUGUAAAUAACAGAAGUGCUUUGGCAAACUUACUUAUCCUCCUGCCUUUUUCAUCACCAUGAACUUAUGUCACCCUGGACUUUGCCAAGACAGCUUGAACUCAGCAGCAGACUCCCUUUUCUAACACUAAAGUUAUCUAGGUUAUAAAAUUUGUUGUUGUUUUUUUUUUUAUCACAUUCAUUCACAUGUUGUGAUGACUGUGAUGCCUGAAAUGGGUUUCAUUAUGCACGGCUCUUUGCGUUAGCUGCACCUUAUUCUGCAUGAGAAGCAGUGCAGUGGUUAGAGUUGACCUCAGGGUCAAGAAGACCUGGGUUCAAAUCCUGCUUUUGCCAUAUAUUAAGUACGUG